This is a messenger RNA of Symbiodinium necroappetens, 2112 nucleotides long. NCBI's taxonomy places the organism in Eukaryota, Dinophyceae, Suessiales, Symbiodiniaceae. The record is from the annotation of a GenBank genome assembly.
AUGCAGCGGCCGGAGGUUCAGGCCGCCAUGCGGUCCAAGCUGAAGUACGAAAGCGCUGCAGAGGCCGCUCAGCGAACGAAGCUGGACAAGCUUGAGCGAAAGCAGCGGAGGUACGAGAUCAUGAACGAAUUGAUGAAAUGUGCAACCAAUGUCAAGCACCUGAUCUCGCCGAUGUUCCGGUAUAAGAUCACACAGCAGUACCUAUGGAAGGUGCUUUGCGAAGCUCGCAAGGAAGGCUUGCUCUUCUGCGACAAGCUUCGGCAGCCGCAAGUCUACCAUAGGCUUCAAGCCAUCAAGGCCGAGAUCACUGCCGGUCCAUACGGCGUUGCCGGCUGGCAGGCGGAAGAAGAGGUGGAAGAGGACCUGAUGGACAAGAUGGUCGUCGAAGCCGACUGUAUUCCAGGUGGUAUUGACGGUGAGGCGCCAGACAGAAAGCAGGUGUUGGACAGACGCGAGAUUCAGGGAGUCCUGGACUUCGGGCAGCGGAUCAAGUCAGAGGGGAAUGAGGCCUUCAUGAACGAGAACUGGGAAGGGGCUCUGACACGGUACUGCCAGGGAGAUGAGAUGCUGAAGAACUUCGCUGCUGAGCCACACCUCGAAAAGGAAAACAAGGAACUGAAGACCAUGCACCGCCAGUGCUUGAACAACAAGGCCAAUGCAGCCCUGAUGACUGAUCAGUGGCAGACGGCUUUGCGGGCGGCAGAUUCUGCCCUCAAGCUGAAGAUGGAUGACGAGAAGGCGUUGUUUCGAAAAGCGCAAGCUCUCGAGGGUCUUGGUCGAACAGAGGAGGCACUGGAGGUGCUCAACGAAGUGGAAGAGAUUGCUGGUGACAUGGACGAGGAGUUCAAGGAACAGAUCCUCGAUGAUGUGCGCGAGCGCAAGGAGGAACUCAAGGCAAUCGAGCGAAAGGCAGCGAAGGACUUCAACAGCAUGUUCAAGGCUAUGGGUGACAAGCAGGUAUUUGGCAGUGGACGCUUCCUCGCGGAUGGCACCUCUCCGCCACCAGCGCUCACAGGCGCAGAAGAACGGAAACUGAAGCGCAUCAAGGAGCAAGAAGAGUACAGGACCGCGAAGGCCAAAUACGAGCUGGAGCAGAGGAGGAAGGAUGAUCCUGAGCUAGCAGCUGACAUUUUCCGGGAUGUGGGCUUCGUGCUGAUACCUGGUGCGGUGAGCGACCAGCACUGCUCUGAGCUGCUGGCGGCAUGUCAAUCGGAGGAAGCUGAGAUUCUGCACAGAGACCCUGCCGGUGUUGGUAAUCGUGGGCACGGUCGAUAUUCCCUGGGUGAGGCUCAGGGCACUGGCCAUCUCCUGCAUCGUGCGGAGUGGGCGUCCUUGGUGGACCUUGAGAAGGUCACUCCCGUCUUGCAGAGGAUCUUUGGCAAGUCCGGCUACGUGUGUGCAGGUGCCGGUGGGGAUUUCGUGCUUCCGAACACCUACGAAUACCAACCGCUGCAUGUGGAUCUGGACUUUCCGGGUUGUCAGCAGCAGUCAGCUUCACCGGUGGUCACCUUGAACGUGCCAUUGCUGCCGCUGACCUGGGAGAACGGUCCAACGCGCCUCAUCCCUGGCACGCACCUCCCUGCUUCCUGGCAACCGCCUCCGCCAGCCUUGGAGCCGGAGGCCUGGAAGCUCUUCACCUUCUGUCCCAUCGCUGCAGGCACCGCCAUCCUGCGUGACAACCGAGCCUGGCACGGAGGGACUCCAAACCUGUCUCAGACAAGCAGGUUCCUGCCAAACGUCGAGUUUGCAGCUGCUUGGUGGUGUGUCGGAUCGACCGACGAGCUGUGGCGGAAUCCUUGGAAGCUUGCUCCACGCUGCAUGCCCAGAGGCAUCUAUGAGAGGUUGUCGCCCUUCGCCAAGCAUGUUUGCAGGCUGGUUGUGACAGACGACCCCUCGCUGAAGUACGGUGUGCGUGAAGGCAAGCCCAUCAUCGACCAGCCGAAGGAGCCCGAGAUGCCCACCCCCAACAGGCCACCUUUUGGAUACCGGUCAGCGGAUCGGACAAGGACCCUCACCAAGGCGCAAGCAGAGCAGCUUCUGGAGGUGAGUGCUUGGAAGUUCUGGCGUGCAAAUGAACGUCUUUCGCUGAAGUGGGCUCUGCUUGUUUCCUGA